Messenger RNA from Toxotes jaculatrix (banded archerfish), 672 nucleotides. Its product is annotated as ribonuclease inhibitor-like. The transcript is spliced from 4 exons. The annotation marks the transcript as partial. Gene Ontology annotation, molecular function: protein binding. The record is from RefSeq and is a predicted model, not a curated record. Lineage: Eukaryota; Metazoa; Chordata; Actinopteri; Toxotidae.
GAGAUCAGCUGUGCUUCUCUGGCCUCAGCUCUGAAGUCCAACCCCUCCCAUCUGAGACACCUGGACCUGAGAGGAAACAACCUGCAGGAUUCAGGAGUGAAGGAUCUGUGUGGUUUUCUGCAGAGUCCAGACUGUGGACUGGAGACUCUGAGGUUGAGGGGCUGCAGUUUGUCAGAGAUCAGCUGUGCUUCUCUGGCCUCAGCUCUGAAGUCCAACCCCUCCCAUCUGAGACACCUGGACCUGAGUGAAAACAACCUGCAGGAUUCAGGAGUGAAGCAUCUGUGUGGUUUUCUGCAGAGUCCAGACUGUGGACUGGAGACUCUGAGGUUGAGGGGCUGCAGGUUGUCAGAGAUCAGCUGUGCUUCUCUGGCCUCAGCUGUGAAGUCCAACCCCUCCCAUCUGAGAUACCUGGACCUGAGUAACAACAAGCUGCAGGAUUCAGGAGUGAAGGAUCUGUGUGGUUUUCUGCAGAGUCCAGACUGUGGACUGGAGACUCUGAGGUUGAGGGGCUGCAGUUUGUCAGAGAUCAGCUGUGCUUCUCUGGCCUCAGCUCUGAAGUCCAACCCCUCCCAUCUGAGAGACCUGGACCUGAGUGGAAACUGGGACCUGCAGGAUUCAGGAGUGAAGGAUCUGUGUGGUUUUCUGCAGAGUCCAGACUGUGGACUGGAGACU